AUGCAUGUGGGUGGGUGUUUGUUAUUAGUUACAACGUUAGUUUGGAGUUUUUCAUUUGUGUUUGCUGAUGGUGCAUCAGGAACCCGAAAAAAGCGACAUUUGUUUCCACUGAUGGGCUUUCUUCAAGGUUAUAAAAUGGGUCAAAAUUUUGCUUUACAAUUACCGCCUCUAGUCCUGUCACCAGUAGUUGUCCUUCCAGUCAACCAACAGCAAACUGUCCACAUUCAGGGAAAUCCUAACGAAAACUUCAAUGAAAAUGGCUCGUUUCAAAUUAUUACUCCAGAAAAACUCAUCCAACACUGCAACUCAACAGAUAAUUCAAAAGAUAAAAGUUAUAAUAACGUAACUAUUAAAAAUAAUGUGGAAUUAUUUAACAAUGACGCAAAAGAAGAGGAUACAUUUAGACAGAAUAUUGUUAAUGAUACUGUAACUGAACCAAAUGUGGGAAAAGAUAGUGAUAAUAUGACUACAACGGAAGCCACAACUAUUUCAGAAGGGGAAACUACUAAUGUUACAAAUACGACAAAACCGAAUGGACCGUAUCCAAAUGCAAUUUAUAAAAAUGAUAUGAUAGCUUCAUUAUCAAUUACUGAACCUCCUAUUAAUAGUAUAUUUAUGAUUCCUUCCACAGACAAUAAUUGGCAAAACUUUAGUUCUAAUUUGCUCACCACAGAAUUACAAGUUGAGAGCAGAGCGGGUGAAGUUUGGACUAACAAUAUAAAUUACUCUAAACGCGAUUUUACUAGAGACACUUAUUACUACUAUAAUGAUAGGAAACCAAGUACUGAUUCUUAUUACAGACGCCCAGUUAAUCACCUAAAUCAAGAAAGAUGGAGUACUACCUACUUCGGAGAUAAUAAACCGACCUCCGAAUUUCGACCUCUUGCUGGGUUGUAUUACGACGGAUUUCUUCAUAAAUCCCCCGCUAAGAAAACAGGAUUUGUUCCAUAUGGGAAUACAUUUUAUUAUUAAAUUUUUAAGAGAAUUUCAACUAUUUAUCAGUAUUUGACAGCAAGUUUUUAGAAACAUACUUGAACUUGAAAUGUGUUAUGAAACAUUUCUUUAUUUAUAACUGAUUUAAUAAAGGUCCGUACAACACGAUAGUACUAUGAACACACGGAAGGUAAUAUUUUAAGUCGUGAAUUUGAAAAUCAAAAUUUUUAAGACAGACUAAAUAGUAUUUUAAAAAGUACUACGGGAUUUAUGUUAACCUUGAGUAGUUAACAAAUAACAAAUUAUUCAAAUAAAUGUAUUCUUCUAUUUUCUAAUAUCAGUACCAAUUUAUAUUUCUAAAUAUAACAGACGAAAUAUAACAAAGCUAGUUGCAAAGAGGAAAUAUUUCCUUGCUAAAUUAAACUACAGAAUGCAUUUUCCACAGUCAAAGAUAUAUAGCAUUCGCGAUAAUACAUUAAUACAGCAUGUCUUAGCAUCAUUCGCAAUUGGGUAAUAAAUCGAAACAAUAGCAGUAACUGUAACCGAUAUAACUUUACAGGCUCUUGAAUCGCAAUUGUCAGGGCAUAUCGUAAAAGGAACGUCAGCUUUUGUGCUUCGAGCUGUGACAAUGUAUCGUUAGCAAAUGAGGAGUUUUAUUACAUGUGUUUAUGUACGUAUUACUGUUGUUGCUUUAGUAUAUCUGAAAUAUUUAUUUAGAUUUAACUUAUAAUCAUUGCAUCUGACAAAAUCUUCUUACUGUUUACUAGUUCAAAUUUCGAAUUAUAAAACUGUUUGGAGAUUCUUGUCACCUUUCACAUUCAGCUCUAUAAUUUUUGUUUCAAAAAUAUAAU
Molecule: messenger RNA, 1784 nt
Organism: Pieris brassicae (large cabbage white)
Lineage: Eukaryota; Metazoa; Arthropoda; Insecta; Lepidoptera; Pieridae
Exons: 2
Coding region: 1-972 (323 amino acids)
Source: RefSeq, a predicted model, not a curated record